AAUUACUUUCAAACACAUAACAUUUAUAAUUUACAACAUGGCUAGACAAAGAAGAUCCGCUCCAGCUCCAAGACAACAAACUAGAUCUGCUCAUACUGCUGCUGCUCCAGCUUAUCAUGCCCCACCACCACCAGCUGCUGCUGCUGCUCACCCAGCUCAAGCUGCUCAACCAAGACAACCAGGUAUGUUUGCCCAAAUGGCCUCUACUGCUGCUGGUGUAGCUGUUGGUUCUGCUGUUGGUCACACCAUUGGUGCUGGUAUAACCGGUAUGUUUGGUGGUUCUUCUGCUGCUCCUGCUGAAGCUCCUCAACAACAAGUCGCUCCAAUUCAACAACAACAACAAUAUCAAGAACAAGCUAAGCAUUGUGAUGCCGAUGCCAGAAACUUCACCAGAUGUUUAGAAGACAACAGUGGUAACAUGCAAAUCUGUGAUUACUACUUGCAACAAUUGAAGGCUUGUCAAGAAGCUUCUAGACAAUAUUAAACAUUUUAAUAUCUAUCAUAAUAGAAAUUUAAUAGCAUAACCUAUAGGUAUAACUUACCUUUGUAUAUAUAUAUAGAAACAAAACAUAUUUAUUGAGUAAAAAUAAUAAACAUUGUUGUAUACCUAUAAAUACAAACUAAUGACGGAACAAACUGUAGCUAAAAAUAAAAUCUAUAAUCUAAGGGACAGCGACUUCAACUUCUCCUUCGUUCAAAACCAGAAUGUCACUAUUGUUGAUUUCAGGAUUUAUAGAGGAAUAAACGUAUUUGUCAUGAUUGACAGAUUUUCCUUUGCCCCUUGCGAAACCUGGGGGAUAACGAGCAUCGACCGGUUUACUGCCACGAUCUUCAAUCAAUUCAACAGCGUCAUCCACUGACACACCAGCAUGGACAACAUUGGCAGAAUUGGCCUCAACUUUAAUGGAAGAACUUUGUUCCUUGGAGAACAUUUCACGUUCAAAUGACUUUAACUUCUCAUGAGCAAUGUCUUGAUUAACGGCAUCAGCAGUUAAUGGAGGUGCUUUGGGGGUAGCCUCCUUAGGGAUGAAGUCAUACUUGAACUCCCAUUCGUUGAUUGACGUUUGGGAUGGAAGUCUAAAAGAAUCAAUCGAUGAUGAGUCCCCUUUCGUAGAACGAACCACGGUUGUGUGGAGUAAUCUGAAACGGUUGAUGUUGUUGCUAAAUCUGUAUGCGGAUUGUCUAAGGGAAUGUUUGUACAUAAUAAGAUUAUUUUAUAGUAAAUGGAAUAUGGGGAGAAAAUGAAUA
Messenger RNA from Spathaspora passalidarum NRRL Y-27907, 1248 nucleotides. RefSeq lists its product as uncharacterized. Gene Ontology annotation, biological process: mitochondrion organization. Gene Ontology annotation, cellular component: mitochondrion; nucleus. NCBI's taxonomy places the organism in Eukaryota, Fungi, Ascomycota, Pichiomycetes, Serinales, Debaryomycetaceae. The coding region runs from base 38 to 484 and encodes 148 amino acids. The record is from RefSeq and is a predicted model, not a curated record. The transcript has a single exon.